This is a messenger RNA of Ochlerotatus camptorhynchus, 5473 nucleotides long. Its product is annotated as integrator complex subunit 5-like protein. Gene Ontology annotation, molecular function: RNA binding. The record is from RefSeq and is a predicted model, not a curated record. The transcript has 3 exons. NCBI's taxonomy places the organism in Eukaryota, Metazoa, Arthropoda, Insecta, Diptera, Culicidae. Bases 561 to 983 code for a protein of 140 amino acids.
UUUGAUAUGCAACGCUCCAUUUAUGUGCAUCAUAUUGCACAGAAAUUUACACUACUUUUUCGGACUGUGUUUACACUUAAACUGGUUAUUAAGGUACCUAGUUUGAUUUGAAAUACUCGCACGCAAUCAUACUCUUUAAUCAGUUACCUAAUGAUAUGUUUUAAGUCAUUUGAUAUAAAUCACAUUUUCAAUGCCCAGAUAACAGCAUGAUUUUUUUUGUUCGUGGCACAAGUUGUAAUAAGACGUUUUGUAAAAAUCUAAAGCAAUCAUUUAACGGAAAGUCAGAUUGAAAAUGUACUAAAUAAAGUUUCGGUAGACUCGGUUCCCAAAAGCUUACUCUAUCAGAUACCAUCGCUUAAAGGUGAUACACUCAAAUUUAUACCGCUUCUAGCACAGCAUACUACCCACAAAAACGGACAUCCCAUCAUGGAAUACUGUGAUUUCCACGAACGACAAAUUGUAUCGUCCGUGCCGUAAUAGGCAGAUCCAGGCUGCUCAUCAUUACAAUCACCAUUAUUAUCCUUACGAGAAUACUUCUGCCUGGCUUUAGUCGCCUCCGAAUGCACAGUAAGGGCACUUCAACUGCUGCAACUGCUACUACUACUGUUACUACUACUCCUACCACCAUCAGCACCACUUUCAAUUCUGUUAAUGCCGCUGUCAUCAACAACAUGAACAACAACAACAACAACAACAACAGCUACCAAAACUACAAUUACAACAACAACAGCGCCAUCACCAAUCCCAACGUUCCGGUUGCGUUCGUUGAGUUCAAGGAUGUGGCCAGUGCUGCCGCCGCCAUGUGCGCCCUGCAGGGCAAGUACCUCCUUUCGUCGGAUCGCGGUGCCAUGCGCAUCGAGUUCGCCAAAUCCAAGAUGGCUGCCGACGUUCCAUCGCACCACUUUUACCAUCUGCACAUGCAACAGCGAGAAGGGAGCGGGUAUGGAGCCAAGAAUGGAACACCAUUUGGGGAAGAAGAGUGAACGAACCGAUCUCAAUACUUACUUGAUGGCAACAACUUGACCCCAUCAACAACCGCAACAGCAACCGUAUCAACAGCAAAAUCAUCAUCAGCAACAGCAAACAGCUGUCAUCAACAACUCCUACAUCAACGGAACUAGCGGAAACGGACUCGGAUACGACAUAGGUAACGGCAUCGCGGCUGGGCGUUACAACACCAGCAACAGUUUCAACUAUAUCAAUAACAACAACAACAACAACAACAACAACAAUGGACUCUACGCGAUAGCCGUUCCGCAGCCUAGGGCGUGAACUGAUGUACCGUCUCAAUGUAACCGAAGCUGUGAACAAUUUCACACCGUUUGUUUCAACCAUUCACCCUAGUAGAAAAUGAAAUCCAAAAUCGUUAAGUUGAUAUGUGUAAAUGUGAUAAACCAGAGCCCAUGUUUGGCCCCCCAAUUGAACCGUAAUGUGCCCUAGAACGAUUUUUAUACGAAAACUAUGUUGACAUUUCAAUUUCUCUUUCGUUACCUGUUAUCAGCUAUUGCUUUUUCGUUGAACCGUACUAAUAUACCAUUCGAGUAGGAAACGAUGAUGAAUCUCCCUUUGGACAAGCGUGCACAUGCACAAUGGUGCAAAAAAACAUGUGAUUAGGGUUUCAAAACGUUACAGUUAUUUUUACACGAACGAGUAAAUACACAAUGAAAGGGAAAACAAACAAACGGUAGUUUAUAGGAAACGGUAAACAAGCAAUAACAAACUAAAGUGUAAAUGAAAAUAUCCAUGCAUAUCAAAGAUUUUUAAAUCAACCAAGAUGGGAACGAUAGUUUGUAAAACUACACAUAGUUGCAUAAGAACACACUUUAUGUAGAUGGUAACUGUAGGGGCAAUGUUCAGGGCAUGCUAACCCAAGAUCCGUUUCCGACAGACCACGAUGGGUAGGAGUUUUGGUUUUUAGUUGGUUAACAUUUUAAUCAAUAACAACAAAGCGGCAUUAUCAUCAGAUCAGCUAUCAUCACAAUUAGUACGUAAAGUGUACUCUAAGCAAGCAUCAGUAGCUUGCAAAUAGCGAACAUAAGAAAUAUGUUUUAGACAAAACUAUUUCUCUUCAUCAAAAGUAAACUUUAUCCAAAAAAAAAACAAAAAUGAUUGAAACAUAAAUUUCAAAUUAUCAUCAAUUUAAGCUAGGGUUAAACAAGCAUAGUUAAAUAACAAAAUCAUUACAAAUCUAAGAUGCAGGCUCGGUGGAUGGAGAUAGACAGAACUGGAGGGGUCCAUAGUGAGCAAAAAAUGCAAAGUUACCGUCAAUUAAAUAAAAUAGGACACCAAAGAGAUGCAUCAGUUCCCAUCGGAAGAAACGAGCGGAAAGUCAAUCAAAUUAAAACAUGAAAUUUCGUGACACAGAAGCUAUAAGUACCAAAGUAAACCUACUGGAAAACUGAACCAAACAUAAAAAUGUGGACCUCUGGCAGGAUAAUGAGUUGCCUAUCUCCGUCCGCUGAAUUUUGCUUCCAGGCAGGAAGAGAAACAUCAUCUGCAAAACGAUAUCUCGUAAGUGUAAAAAUUGAACCGAAAAAAGCGGUCAAAACAUAGCAAUAAGUAGUGGAACUAUUUUCGGUGUUUGAUUUAGUGAGUGAAUUAGCUUCUGACAAAAAAAAGAAAAACUAUCCAAGCAAACACGUAACAAAGUGUGCGGUGCGUUUUCGCCACGAGUAUUUCCGAAUCACCACGGAAACGCUCGAUGAGCAUCAGGAAAGCAACAAGAUAGGCAGAGAAUAGGUUAGCGAAAAGGGAGUGAACAAUUCCAGCAAGAAAAGCAAGAAAAUGAAGGAAAGGUUAAGGCGUAAGAAGUGAAUAAUCAUUCCGUCCAAUACAGUGUGUAGUUAAAUCGGAUGAGUAUGGAUCUGUUUUCAAGACGACAAUCUGUAUCUUGAUCCGGCCCCGCGAAGGUCAAGUGCUGCGGAGUGUCCACGGGAUGUUUGAUGCCUGGCGGUUUACGACCGGGCGGACCCCUGCGAGGCUGUCUCCAAGGCCUGCUUUUGCGUGGGAGCUAAAUGAAUACAUAUCAGCUUUUGGGUUAAAUCUUUAAAUCGUAAGGAAAGUGACAUGGUUUAGAAGGUAAACUUUAGUGAGUAAGUAACUUUUAUCGUCUAACCGCUCUAAAGACAUCCCGCAUGUCAUGUUUUAACAGCUCUGGCAAACAUAAAAGCAUAAACUAAAAUAUUACAAAUGGAUUAAGAAACAAAUACCGAAAAAGGAAGCUUACGUUGACGCUCGAUAAUUUCUCAUUAUUUACCUUGAACAAAAGGGUUAUACACUGUCCUGGAAUAGACGAUAGGGUAUGUAGCUUGAAUGAAUGUAAUUGUAAUAAAAAUAUGUGAUAAAUGAUUUAGCGAAACAAUGUUGGGCAGUGAAAUGCCACCAGGAGAAAAUUAAACUUGACUAACCUUGCAGCACAUUUGCAAGGAUUCAUGUUUGAAAAAAAAAAGAAUGAUCACGAGUUUUAUCAGCUAGUAAGUGAGGUCGAUUUUAUCAACAUAUGCAAAAAUGGACAUAUUUUUUUCACUUGUUUAUAUGUACACGGCGCCGUAAGUGUAGUUGUAACAUUGAGUAACCAAAAGAUAUCGUUUCAUAAGACCUAGGAGCGUGAACCAAGCAUAACAAGAAUGGAUUAAUUUUAAGAAUCACCCAUACAGGAGAGUUUUUUCGAGCGAUCUUUUUAAGAAUUUAGUAAAUACCGUAUUACUAAUCAAACUUCAAAUGCCUUCUAGCUUUAUUUUUAAUACUUGUUGACUGUAUGCCGACCUUCGUAAGGCUAAGUUGUAUCUGUCCGGUUCUUGGGUUUGAUUUAUCAGUUCUGAAAAAAUGAAUGAGACGAGGAAUGAUUCACAAAAUGCAUGCAAGUUAGACUAAUUAACGAUAUAAAAGAUUAUUCAAUGGAAGAAAAAAAAGUGUUACGAUAAAUCAACAAUUCAAACAUAUCAAUUUCGUGCCCGAUCAUAUUGAAGAUAAAUUUAUUGAUGAAAUGUAAGCAUAUAUUAAACAGUAGCUGACGAGAAAUAUAAUAUAUUAACUAUACAUUUAUUACUAAAAUGAACAAAAUGAAAGUAUCGCUAAACAAUUAAAAAUACGCUGAAAAUGUCAACAUGUGAAGCAAAACAACUAAUAUUGAUGUAUCUGUUCAAAAACAAUAUGAUAGGAUCUACCAAAAACAAAAGGUUUUUCGAAAACAAAAACUCGUACUACUUUUUUUCGGCUGUCACUUCUUUUAUUUUAUCAUCCCAGGAUCGCUGGCUGAAGCCACAUUAAUCACUCGAAGCACGGUUUUUGGCUCUCACUCUCUUUCUCUCACCUACACCUAUACUACAUUAAACAACAAACGUCACAUUGAAAUUCAAAACAAUGAGCUUCUCUAGAUUGAUACUGAAAUUCGUGAUUUUGACAAUCAAAGCAACCAUCUUUUACUCUCUCUCUAACCCAAACGACACGGUGCUGUCAACGGAACUGUUCGACACCGAGUGAAAACGUGAUUUUUAACGGAAUUUUACUAAGAAAAGAUGGAGAGAGCGAGGGGAGCAUUCGUUUAAUCGAUUUGCGCUUUGUGAUCCGAUCCUGGGUCGGUUUGUUGUUCUUUAUCGUUUUUUCUUUAUUUGUAUUCUAUCGAAUUUGACGAUGAAAAAAAAAUUAACCAAAGACGAAUAUUGUUUUAUUAUUUAAAUUAUUUAUUUAUUCUAAAGCAAAUGCUUAUUUAUUUUUAUGCUUUACCUUUGAUGAACCAUUGUCUUUAACAGCAACGCAUGAUAAGUAUAAAUAUAUACAAUUUUUUUUUCAAGUAAACAACUAAAAUAUAUUACAAUUAAUAUGCAUAACAGUGAGUAUAUUUAGAUAUAGCAUAUGUAGUACAAUGGGAUGUAAAACUCUAGACAAAAUCAUAGAACGAUGUUAAUUGAACAAAUUUAACUAAUAUCAAGCUAUUUGGACAACUUUCAAUAACCAUAUGAGUUGAGGUAAUGAGAAUAAAACAUUCUGCGUUGAAAUCAGUUCAUAUAAAAUCCAGAAUGCAGUGUAGACACCGGAAAUCGAAAUGAAGAAAACUUACAUCAACUUGCCACACCCUUCUGAAUACCCAUUCCUAUACCGACUCGUCGAAUUCACGAGAUCAUUGAUACUGAAAGCCUGCGCGGAAAUAAGCUAACUACCAACAAAUACAAGCAAUUAAACUACGCUAUCUCACUUGUUUUGUUUGUACACAUAACAGAUUCGAUAUAACUUACAAGAAAACAUAAAGAAAAGUAGUGCAACAUCGCAAACAAAAAACAUUGAACAAAAUACCUUAGUAUGAGAAACUGUUAUCGAUUUAUAAGAGAACAAAGAAAGAAAGAAAUAAAGAAAAAAAAACAUGAAAACAAAACAAAAGAAGACAAUUCUACCAAAAACGCCUUCAGCGACAUCUACAAACUCGUAGCUGAGACUUUUACCUAGUCAAAAUAUUAUUUUUUAUAAACUUAACAAA